This is a messenger RNA of Ictalurus furcatus (blue catfish), 1519 nucleotides long. RefSeq lists its product as uncharacterized. Lineage: Eukaryota; Metazoa; Chordata; Actinopteri; Siluriformes; Ictaluridae. Bases 8 to 1519 code for a protein of 503 amino acids. The transcript has 7 exons. The record is from RefSeq and is a predicted model, not a curated record.
AUGGUUUAUGUUUAUAGCAGUAUUGACAUUGAUCCCCUCAGCAUUUUGUCUUGUAGUUCCUAAGGGUAAAUUGGUUCAGGCUGGUACACUUAUCAUUGGCUCCAGCAGAAUUACAAAUGAAACCAAGGAUGGCACCGUUAAGAAAGUGCAUGACGAAUAUGUUGGAGAUACCAACGGAUACCAAUCUGAUCAGCCAGAGUUAACAGGGUCCCAACUGUCAACCUUAAUGCUCAGGCGCUGGAGUCCGUCAGUGCAGUGUGAUGAUGAUUCAAUGUCCUUGCAUAUCCAGGGAAGUCGAGUACCCAACUUCUUGGUUGAGACAAGUGAAGAGGGCCUAGUACCAUUAUCACAAAUGCCGUCCCACUGCGGCUUUUCGUUGAGGAGGGCCCACGGAGACGUUGCACUCAUUGCCAAGUACGCUGGCUGUAACGUUGCACAGCAGUUGCAGGAGAAUAGCUACAUCCUGCCGUUACGGGUUUCGGGAGUUGCUGUGAAGAUGGUCUGUCCUGUGGCUUGUCCUCUCACUGUCUCCUGUAGCCCUUCAGCUAUGGUUGUCAAUCUUGGUGUGUCUACAGCUGCUCUCAGGCUGAAGGUGAAUGGUGUGUGGCAACCUGUGUACCAAGCUUCUACCUGUGGAUUUACCUUGGAAGUUGUGGGAGGUGGACUGACCCUCACUGCACCAUAUGCAAGCAACUGCUGGCAAUUUGAGGGUGCCAAGAUGCUUUUGUCUGUGCAAUACAUGGAUAGGGAGUUGACCUUGUCCUGCCCAGCUGUUCAGCCCCCAGCUACUACUCCUUUACCUGCUCACAUGUAUGUCCCACAUGUUCAUAUGGGUUACCCUUUUCCUUAUGGUUCUUGUAUAACAUGGCAUUUCCAUUCUAGGGAUCCUGGAGCUUCCACAGAUGCCCCCAUGACUACCUUGGCUACUACGGUUGCACCAGCUAGUGCUGGUCAGCUGCCUUUGUAUCCUUGGUUAUCUGGAAUGUAUUAUCCUAGUGGCUAUGGAAUGCCAUGGAAUUUCCCAUAUGGCCAUCCUGGAACUCCCCCAGUUACCCAGACCACUACAACUACUCCGGCUACUACAUCUACUCCAGCUGCUGCUACUACAUCUACUCCAGCUGCUGCUACUACAUCUACUCCGGCUGCUGCUACUACAUCUACUCCAGCUGCCACAGUUGCACUAGCUAGUGCUGGUCAGCUGCCUUUGUAUCCUUGGUUAUCUGGAAUGUAUUAUCCUAGUGGUUAUGGUAUGCCAUGGAAUUUCCCAUACAGCCAGCCUGGAACUCCCCCAGUUACCCAGACCACUACAACUACUCCGGCUACUACAUCUACUCCAGCUGCUGCUACUACAUCUACCCCAGCUGCCACAGGUGCACCAGCUAGUGCUGGUCAGCUGCUUUUUUACCCAGACCACUACAACUACUCCGGCUACUACAUCUACUCCAGCUGCUGCUACUACAUCUACUCCGGCGGCUGCUGCUACUACAUCUACUCCAGCUGCCACAGUUGCACUAGCUAG